CUAUAUUUUGAACCUUCCAAUCUCGCAGUUUCCUUUUCCACUUCCUCGCCCAGCAAUCGCGAAACGCUUUCUUUCCGUUCUUGCCUACCGCACUCUUCCUUUGCUCGAAGAAGAAGAAGAAUGGAAGACGGGGGGCGAAGAAACGAGGAGCCUUGCAGGUUGUCCUUUCGCGAUGGCCGGUUAGCCUCGAGAAAGGCCGAAGAAGCUGCUCUGAGGCGAUAUGAAGCCGCCAGCUGGCUCGAGAGUAUCGUGGGACCUCUUCGAUUGCCUCCUCUGCCCACUGAGAAGGAAUUUCAUGCCUGUUUGAGGAGUGGCAUCGUCCUUUGCAAUGCCAUCAACAAGAUUCAGCCUGGUGCUAUUCCCAAAGUGGUUGUAAAUCAAUCCGCAGGCACCGCCUGGGACACCCAACCUUUACCCGCCUAUCAAUAUUUCGAGAACAUUAGAAACUUCUUAGUCGCGGUUGAGGAGCUCAAGCUGCCAAGCUUCGAGGCUUCAGAUCUUGAAAGGGACAACGAGGAGAUUGGUUCGGCUGCUAAAGUUGUCGAUUGCAUUCUCACUUUAAAAACCUAUCAUGAUUUCCAGCAAUCCAAUGGUGGUAAUGGGUGGAAGCAUCUCAAAUCUCCACUUCCUCUACUAUCCACUUCACGAAUCAAACCACAUGUUACCUCAUCUGGAUCUCUUCGUAGCAAAUGUUUAGAUAUGUCAACUGCCAAGAUGCAACAAUCCACCAAGGCCAAGGAUCUAAAUGAUCAAGAUGCAUUAGGCUCCCUUGUCACAGUGCUUUCCAAUUUGAUGUUGAAUUCAAAAGAGAACAUUGAUCAAAGCCUUGUGGAUUCAUGGAAUGACGGAAAAACAGACCGUGCUAAGUUAUUCAGCAAAAUAAUGUCAAGUUGUUUGGAUGAUCAACAGUUAUCAUUCAUUCAAGACCUUUGGUUGAAAGGAAAUUCCAAAGGUAGAUGUUCAACCAACUUACUAGAUAAGCAUCGUAGUUUGCCCUUGGAACAUGGUGAUUACAACUAUCGGAAUCAAUUGGAAGCACAAGAAAAGGAAUUAGUGGAACUGAAGAUUCUUUUGUCAGAAGCCAGAGCAGAAUUCAUCAAUUUGCAAACCCAGAUACAAAAAGAUUUCAUACAAUUAGCAACACAGAUUCAUGAGUUAUCUGUUGCUGCUUCUGGAUACCAUCAGGCCAUCAAAGAAAAUAGAAAUUUGUAUAAUAUUCUUCAAGAACUAAAAGGAAAUAUUCGAGUAUUCUGCAGGAUCAGACCAAUCUUCAAUUCACAAGAAAGUUGUAUAGAGUACAUAGGGAAUGAUGGUUCUUUGAUGGUCUUUGAUCCAUACAGACCACACAAUACACGCAAAGUUUUCCAGUUUAACAAAGUAUUUGGUCCACAAACUACUCAAUGUGAAGUCUACAAUGAAACUCAAGCUUUAAUAAGAUCUGUCAUGGAUGGGUAUAAUGUAUGCAUAUUUGCUUAUGGGCAAACAGGGGCUGGUAAAACUUAUACCAUGUGUGGAACAUCAACCGGUUUAUGUGAGGAAAUUGGAAUCAAUCACAUGGCUCUGAAUGAUCUCUUUCACAUAUCCAGCGUUCGCGAGGACAUCACAUAUGAAAUAUAUGUACAGAUGGUCGAGAUCUAUAACGAGAUAGUCCGGGACCUCCUCUGUCAAGAUGCAACAAAUUCAAAGUUAGAGAUCAGGAAUGCCUUGGGAUUUGGUGGGCUGAGCAUUCCUAAUGCCACCAUGCAGUCUGUUCAGUCUAGUGCUGAUGUUCUAAAUUUGAUGAGAUUGGGAGAGAAGAACCGGGCAUUUAGCUCAACUGCAAUGAACCAUAGAAGCAGCCGCUCACACAGUGUCUUGACAGUUCAUGUGCAUGGUAAAGACAUGUCUGGAAACACAACAACCAGUUGCCUGCAUUUAGUUGACCUUGCAGGUAGUGAGAGAGUGGAUAAAUCAGAAGCCACAGGGGAUACUUUGAAGGAAGCUCAAUUUAUUAACAAAUCACUUUCUUGUUUGGGAGAUGUUAUUAUGGCCUUGGCUCAGAAGAAUUCCCACAUUCCAUAUAGAAAUAGCAAGCUUACACAACUCCUACAGAACUCACUAGGUGGAAAUGCAAAGAUGUUGAUGCUUGCUCAUGUAAGCCCGGAAGCAGAUUCUUAUGGAGAAACAAUUAGUACACUUAAAUUUGCACAAAGAACAUCAACAGUUGAACUCGGUACUCCUCGCCAAAACAAGGAAAGCAGUGAAAUCCAGGAACUAAAAGAACAGAUAGACAAUCUCAAGAAGGCUUUGGCUGCCAAGGAAGGAAACAAGGUUAUGCAUGCACCUAAGACAAAAGAACAUACUCCUGUAGCAGAGAGGUCAAGAAAAAUGAUUGAUCGCACUCCACCACGUCCACGAAGGUUGAGCAUUGAGAACACUAGCACUUCAAAGAUUAGAGCAUCAAACAAUCCGGAUGAUAUGCAGGUGCUAAAAUAUACUUCAGAGUAUAGUUUAGUUUGUAAUAGCAAAUUGAGUUAUGAAGGACUAAGUUGUGAAAAGAAUCAGCAAGCAAAAAGAAAUGCAGAUUCAGAUCAAUCAUCAAAAGUGUGUCCAGAAGCACCCGUGGAGAUUGAAAAUAAUUGUGGAAAUGUGGUUUUGCUAGAUGUCUCAGAAGUGAAUGCUGACAUGAACAAUGAGAACCCUGUAGCUGGUGGCAGUGGCAAGGAUCCCCAUCAACCUUUGCCAAGUAGCCAAACCGCACAUGCAGAGAGUAGGAUCCCAAGGAUUGAAGGUGGUUCUAGAAUAGAACAAAGAUCCCCUGAUCGAGCAAGAAAGUUUGAUGUGAUUACUACUCCUACCAGAACAUCAAUUAUCAACAGAAGUUUUAAUAAAGUUUCCAUCAGCAAAGGAUCUCACUUGAGGAAAUCCUUGCAGACAAUUGGCAGACUGAUCAAUGUCUCCGAGAAGAGGAACAAUAUGUGUCCUACAGAAACACCCACCUCAAAAUUUGUCAAAAAGACCAACUUUGAUGAGAAGACGCCAAUUACCAGUGAUGCAAAAUUAAGAAGGCGCCAAUCUUUGACUACUAUCGAGACAUUAGGCUCAAGUGUAUCAAGGAGGACAUCAAUUGGUGGAAAGUCAAUUGAUUCAACUUCAAGAAAUCUUCAAAAUAUGAGAACACCUCCAUCAGCGUGUCCAUCUGCAAAGGCAACAAAGAGAUUUUGAGGGAAGAAUUGCUGCAGAAUUUUGAUGUUUGCUGACUCGUCUCGGUUGAUUUUACGCAGAAACAAGUUGUCAAUCUGCAUCGCAAUGAAUGCCUGUGGAUGUGAAGCAAACCAUGCAGAGUCUGCUAUUUCCAAAUGGAAGCUUGAUGUUUAGUUUAGCUAGCUGAAGGGACACUAAAGAACAUGUCCCCAUAAUGUCUGUGGAUGUGAAGCAAAUCAUGCAGAGUUUGCUAUUUCCGAGUGAGAUGAAGAGCAUUUCUCAGAUCAGCAUCACAAUCUUAUUCAAGUGAUUCAAUUGCACAAAGAUGAUUUGUGGGAUCAAAAAAUGUCUAGUUUGAUUGAUCGAUGUAUUCGGAGCAGAUAUAUUUGUAACUCAAGGUGUGUAUUUGCAUGGUGUUUCCAUUGGAAUUGUUGUGUGUUUACUCAGUCAUUUGGUGGAAAAGUUGAUCUGUGCGCGCCAGUGGGCAAUAGAGUUUGGGAAGUUUAUUGAUUCGAAGUUGACUUAAUGUUAAGGCUUUUGAAGGAGCUUGGAUGAUACCUUAGAGCAAGGAGGGUUGAGUGAUUGCAAAUGCAAUCACAAAGA
Molecule: messenger RNA, 3786 nt
Organism: Zingiber officinale
Lineage: Eukaryota; Viridiplantae; Streptophyta; Magnoliopsida; Zingiberales; Zingiberaceae
Product: kinesin-like protein KIN-14A
Exons: 20
Coding region: 121-3204 (1027 amino acids)
Biological process (GO): microtubule-based movement
Molecular function (GO): microtubule binding; microtubule motor activity; ATP binding
Source: RefSeq, a predicted model, not a curated record